Molecule: messenger RNA, 345 nt
Organism: Dicrocoelium dendriticum
Lineage: Eukaryota; Metazoa; Platyhelminthes; Trematoda; Plagiorchiida; Dicrocoeliidae
Source: the annotation of a GenBank genome assembly
AUGGGUAUUCUUCUAAGCAAGCAUGACAAAUCGGAUAAUAAAAAAUCAACAUUAAAUGAGGUUAAAGUCUUACUUUUGGGACCUGGAGAAUCGGGUAAAAGUACCAUUGUAAAACAGAUCAAAAUUAUUCAUCAAGCGGGUUUUACUGUGGAAGAAUGUAUGUGUUACAAACCGGUUGUUUAUUGCAACAUUAUCCAAAGCAUGAUUGCAAUAAUAAAAGCGAUGGGAAAUCUAUACAUCGAUUUCCAGUCAGAUAAGCGGCAGGAGGACGCACGAUUGCUGUUUUUACGUGCAGUGAUCAGAACGAAUUUCAAAAUUUAUCCCCCGAAGUGUCUGGGGCCUUAA